GUAUUAGUUAAUAUUGGCAACCAUUUUGACCUUGCUUCCAGUAUAUUUGUAGCACCAAGAAAAGGGAUAUAUAGUUUCAGUUUCCACGUGGUCAAGGUCUAUAACAGACAAACUAUCCAGGUAAGUUUAAUGCAAAACGGCUACCCAGUGAUUUCAGCUUUUGCAGGGGAUCAGGACGUCACCAGAGAAGCAGCCAGCAAUGGAGUCUUGCUCCACAUGGAAAGAGAAGACAAAGUACAUCUCAAACUGGAAAGGGGUAACCUCAUGGGAGGGUGGAAAUAUUCAACCUUUUCUGGCUUCUUAGUAUUUCCACUAUAAAAGAAGGCCAAAUAGGAGACCGAUCCGUGAGCUGGAGCAAGGAUUCAAUCAUUAACGUCACUGAACUUGGCAGCACAUGACAGUAUUUCCACUCACCCCGUCAGACUGUCACGGUAGAAGAAUGAUAACCUUCUAAACUCCAACAUUUGCUUUGAAUAUUGACAAUUCCUUGGGAACCUGCGCCUCUAAUUAGUUUUAGACGACAGUGAUCUUUAGGAGAAAUGAAAUUAUCGACCUGAGCAAUUUGUACCUGUGAUUGUAAAGUCAAUUUUGGAUUUUAUUGUUGGGAUCGUUGACUUUCUUAUUUUUUUUUUUUUUCCCUCUGUUUCAUUUUUUCUCUUUUUCUUUCUCUUGUUGUUGCCCCAAUGAGACAAAUAACUCGGACCACACAAUCGCUUUGUCAAAGGCUCGCUCCAGAGCCAGAAGAAUGAAGUGUUCAGCCCAAUGAGGUGUUCUUUUCAUGCUUUAUUUCUUUGUGUUGUAUAGCCUUAAGGAAAAAAAGAAAAAAAAAAGAAAAAAAAAGGAAAAAAGAAAAAAAAAGAACGGCUUCAGUCUCAGUCCUGUAUUUUUCUGGGGGAGGGGAAUUCUGGACAUUACUGUGUCAAGAAGUGCUUUAUCCAGUUAAGCAAAAUUUGCACGAUUGGAACCUUAUUUGUUUUGUGUUGUUCGUGUUUUUUUCAUCGACUUUUU
Molecule: messenger RNA, 1008 nt
Organism: Apaloderma vittatum (bar-tailed trogon)
Lineage: Eukaryota; Metazoa; Chordata; Aves; Trogoniformes; Trogonidae
Product: cerebellin-2
Exons: 2
Molecular function (GO): protein binding
Source: RefSeq, a predicted model, not a curated record